This is a messenger RNA of Electrophorus electricus (electric eel), 1245 nucleotides long. It is a transcript of the gene skp1, whose product is annotated as S-phase kinase-associated protein 1. Lineage: Eukaryota; Metazoa; Chordata; Actinopteri; Gymnotiformes; Gymnotidae. Gene Ontology annotation, biological process: ubiquitin-dependent protein catabolic process. The record is from RefSeq and is a predicted model, not a curated record.
GCCUGCUUGUAUUUCUGACAAUGCGCCUGUGCUAACCACACAGUUGAGGUUGUGAACGGCCUUGUUGACGUUGAAUUUCAUUUUUAAAUUGGUCAGCAACACAGUCACUAUGCCAACAAUUAAACUGCAGAGCUCCGACGGGGAGAUGUUUGAGGUGGAUGUAGAAAUCGCCAAGCAGUCCGUGACAAUAAAGACAAUGUUAGAAGAUUUGGGCAUGGAUGAUGAAGGAGAUGAUGAUCCUGUCCCUCUUCCCAACGUGAAUGCAGCUAUCCUUAAAAAGGUGAUUCAGUGGUGCACUCAUCACAAAGAUGACCCUCCUCCUCCUGAGGACGAUGAGAACAAAGAAAAGAGGACGGAUGACAUCCCUGUAUGGGAUCAGGAAUUCCUGAAAGUGGACCAGGGCACGCUCUUUGAACUUAUUCUGGCUGCCAAUUAUUUGGAUAUCAAAGGCUUGCUAGAUGUCACCUGCAAGACAGUUGCAAAUAUGAUCAAAGGCAAAACCCCAGAGGAGAUCAGAAAGACGUUCAAUAUCAAAAAUGACUUCACAGAGGAAGAGGAAGCUCAGGUACGCAAGGAGAACCAGUGGUGUGAAGAGAAAUAAGGAAGCUCCUUCUGACACUAACACACUGUAAGGAUUAUUCCCAAAAAACAGAUUUACUGGUUGCACUGCGCUGUUCAUACUUAUUGAUGCUCACCUGUAGAUGAGAAUGAGACCCAUUGUGUAUUCAUAGCAUGAUCAUUUUCAUUGCUUGUGUGGUGCAAAAAAAAAUAUAAUUUAAACUCUUUCCUGUUUUUAUUCCUCUUUGUAUAUUCAGCAGAAAUAAAUGGUCUUCACCACUCCCUUUUUUGGAUUUUUGUUUAACCAAAAGAAGCUUCUUUAUGAGGCAACCAAUUUGAUUUUUUUGGAACAUAAAAUUGGUAAUGCUUGAUCUUUAAUUUUUAUAAACAUCCUUUUGUGUGCCGUCUUGUCAUAAGUCAUGCUGAAGAAGAGAAUAAAAUUCUAGGAAUUACUGGAGGUAUAGAAAGAUCUAGGGAAUUUAACAUGUCCUGUGGACUGGAAGUACUUGUUUUGAGAAGUAAAGUGUUGGGGUUUUUUUUUGGUUUUUUUUUUGUUUUGUUUGCAUAUUUACUAUGCUUAUUAACAUUGUAUAGGAUCAGACACAUUUUCUUAGUUCUGCUUACAGUGAAGCUUAGAAUAUGAAUCUUUUAAGUUCCAAAAUAAAACCAAGAAAAUGUGCUUGUGUA